Molecule: messenger RNA, 718 nt
Organism: Phoenix dactylifera (date palm)
Lineage: Eukaryota; Viridiplantae; Streptophyta; Magnoliopsida; Arecales; Arecaceae
Gene: PRPL35
Product: Ribosomal protein L35
Biological process (GO): translation
Cellular component (GO): large ribosomal subunit; ribosome
Molecular function (GO): structural constituent of ribosome
Source: RefSeq, a predicted model, not a curated record
CCCCAACCCUAUCCAGAAAACCCACGGAAAAGAGAGAGAACCGAGGGGACGCCACGGUCUACAGAAGAGAAAAAUGGCCUCUUCCAUCUGCUUCAUGAGGUUAUCUUCUUCCGUCCCACUUCCGCUUCGCUGCUUCCAUGGCGUCCGUGUCUCCCCCUCUCCCAUGACGGUCUCUCUAAAGAAGAAGCUCAGCUCCUCCAAAACCCUAUCCGGGUCCCCUCUUGUUCUUCCGAAGAGUCUCUCUCCAAUCCCUUCCCCCUCUCAGAAGGCUUCUAAACUCGCCGUUUUCGCUGCCAAAGGAUACAAGAGGAAGACCCACAAGGCGUCGGCCAAGCGGUUUCGGGUGACGGGAAGGGGAGUUAUAGUGAGGCGGAGGUCGGGGAAGCAGCACUUGCUCGCGAAGAAGAACACCAAGAGGAAGCUCCGGCUCUCCAAAAUGCACCCAGUUAGCAGAAGUGAUUAUGACAAUGUGAUUGGUGCACUACCAUACCUCAAAGUGAAUCGGAAGGCAACGUGAUGUCCAAGUGAUCAUCAAAGGAAUUUGAUAGUUUCUUUAGUUCUUUUCUUUGAAACUUAAAUGUCCCUUGCUUAUUACCUGGAUAUAUUAUUUAUAGUCACUCAUUGUUUUUUAGACUGUUCAGUUUAUGUCUGCUAAAAUUCUCAAUCUGGAUGUUAAUAUGAUGGAUCUGUUUCCCAAGUAAUCCAGCGCACAAUAACC